CUUGAUCGAGAUCUCAAAUCUUUAAAUCAGAAUUUUUGAGACUUUUAAAAAUGAUUCAUUAAUUAUUUAUCUUAUUUAUGUUAAGUGUGUUUUGCUUGUUUGAGUCGAGGUGCACAGCCAUAUGCAGGAGUCAGCGGAGGUCAGAUCCCAGGAAAUGGCUUGUCCUCUGGGAGCAGGUUUUCAGUACAGUUAGCAGCGCAGCCAUCUCUCCAGCCCCUCUGUGGAAGUUUGAUUUGGACUCUUGCCCCCUUUAUUUCUCCAUGUAGCUCACACAAAUAGAAGAAUUCUGGAGAGGUUUCAGAGCCAGCCUGUGGACGCCUAUGGAACUGUAGCUUUACUUUUUUGCUGUGUAGUAGAUGUCGUGGCACUAAGACCCAGAAACUCUGUGCUCUGCGUGGCUGGAGCUGGGCUGGCUGUGCUCACACUGAAGGGAAGGAAGUCAUUAGUGCAGACCGAGCUGUGGAGUUAGGUUCUUGCAGGAUUUCCUUCCAGCCUUUCCCCACUUAGGUUCUUGGGAAUUAAGAAAAAAAAUAUCUAAACACACAAACCAAGUUUUCCUAUUUACUGUGUUCAGGGAAGGUGGACAUUUCGGAAGGGCAGAUCCGAUCCCAAGUUGUCUAAGAAGCAGAAAACUGCGCAAAGAAGCUCUGAUUACAGAUCUUUGGAAUUUUCUUUGCUAAAUUUUUACAAACGAGAAAUAUACCCAGAAUUUUGGGACUUGCUCCAGGCUGCGUGUGAGGGUUUGAUUGCUUGUCUAAUCUUUUUCUUUUUUUGAGAAGAGGAGAAUUCGCCAAGAGGGGCUUGGAUGGCAGGAGCCCGGCCGGGUUUCUGUGGCAGCUCGUGCCGUGGGUCUCUGCUCUGAGGGGUCUGCGGCCCAUCGGAGAGCUCCUGCCUGGAGCCUUUUCGCUGGCGCGGGUCGGGGAACAUGCCCCGCUCCGGCCCGGGCGCGCCACUGGCCGCCGGGACGCCCUAGCCCCGUGGGAGAGUGUGGUGGCCGGGGCACUUCGCGCUGAACCGAAGACGAAGACUGUCGGUCCUAUCCGGGAAAGAACGAGGGGGUGCAAGGAGGCAGCAUGACUUGCAGUCGCCGCCGCCCUGCGUCUGCCCCCAGCCUCCAGCCCACCUCUUGAUGCGUCCCGGGUCGGCUGUACAAAUAUGAUGAAAUGGCAGCCCCGGAAGAAGGCAUACUUCCGACAGGGUGUUGCCCUCCAGUACCUUGGACGUCACGCGGACGCCCUGGCAGCCUUUGCGUCUGGGCUGGCUCAAGACCCCAAAAGUCUCCAGCUCCUGGUGGGAAUGGUGGAAGCUGCCAUGAAGUCUCCCAUGAGAGACACCCUGGAGCCCACUUACCAGCAGCUUCAGAAAAUGAAACUGGACAAGAGUCCCUUUGUGGUCGUGUCUGUGGUUGGGCAGGAACUUCUGACAGCCGGACACCACGGGGCCUCCGUGGUUGUCUUAGAAGCUGCUCUGAAGAUUGGCACUUGCAGCCUCAAGCUGAGGGGCUCUGUGUUCUCCGCCCUGAGCAGUGCACACUGGUCUCUUGGGAACACAGAGAAGAGCACUGGGUACAUGCAGCAAGACCUGGACGUAGCCAAGACCUUAGGUGACCAGACAGGAGAAUGCCGAGCUCACGGGAACCUAGGCUCUGCAUUCUUUUCCAAGGGGAAUUACCGAGAGGCCCUCACAAACCACAGGCAUCAGCUGGUGCUCGCCAUGAAGCUCAAGGACCGGGAGGCAGCAUCAUCAGCCCUGAGCAGCCUGGGUCACGUGUACACAGCCAUCGGAGACUAUCCCAACGCUCUGGCCAGCCACAAACAGUGCGUCCUUCUCGCCAAGCAGUCCAAAGAUGACCUUUCUGAAGCCCGAGAACUCGGAAACAUGGGAGCCGUGUACAUCGCCAUGGGCGACUUUGAGAAUGCCGUGCAGUGUCAUGAACAACACCUGCGGAUAGCCAAGGACCUGGGGAGCAAGCGCGAGGAGGCCCGGGCCUACAGCAACCUGGGCAGCGCCUACCACUACCGGAGGAACUUUGAUAAGGCCAUGUCCUACCACAACUGUGUGCUGGAGCUGGCGCAGGAGCUGAUGGAGAAGCCCAUUGAGAUGCGAGCCUACGCUGGCUUGGGUCAUGCAGCCAGGUGCAUGCAGGACCUGGAGAGGGCAAAACAGUACCACGAGCAGCAGCUGGGUAUCGCGGAGGACCUCAAGGACCGGGCGGCGGAAGGCCGCGCAUCCUCCAAUCUGGGGAUCAUCCACCAGAUGAAAGGCGAUUACGACACAGCCCUGAAGCUCCACAAGACCCACCUGUGCAUCGCCCAAGAGCUGAGCGACUAUGCAGCCCAAGGCCGCGCCUACGGAAAUAUGGGCAAUGCCUACAACGCCCUGGGCAUGUACGACCAGGCUGUCAAGUACCACCGUCAAGAGCUGCAGAUCUCCAUGGAAGUAAACGACCGUGCCUCUCAGGCAUCGACUCAUGGGAACCUGGCUGUCGCCUACCAGGCCCUGGGAGCCCAUGACCGGGCGCUGCAGCACUACCAGAACCACUUGAACAUCGCCCGGGAGCUGAGAGACAUCCAGAGCGAGGCCCGGGCUCUCAGCAACCUGGGGAACUUCCACUGCUCCAGAGGAGAGUAUGUCCAGGCCGCACCCUACUACGAACAGUACCUCCGCCUAGCUCCCGACCUCCAGGACAUGGAGGGAGAAGGAAAGGUCUGCCACAACCUCGGCUAUGCCCACUACUGCCUCGGGAACUACCAGGAGGCCGUGAAGUACUAUGAGCAGGAUCUGGCUCUGGCCAAAGACCUUCAUGACAAACUGAGCCAAGCAAAAGCCUAUUGCAACUUGGGCCUGGCCUUCAAGGCUCUGCUGAACUUCACUAAAGCCGAGGAGUGUCAGAAGUACCUUCUGUCCCUAGCCCAGUCCCUGGAUAAUUCCCAGGCAAAGUUUCGAGCCCUAGGGAACCUGGGUGAUAUCUUUGUCUGCAAGAAGGAUGUAAACGGUGCGAUCAAAUUCUAUGAGCAGCAGCUGGGCCUGUCUCACCACGUGAAAGACCGAAGGCUGGAGGCCAGCGCCUACGCGGCGCUGGGUACCGCGUACCGGAUGGUUCAGAAGUACGACAAGGCCUUGGGUUAUCACACACAGGAGCUGGAGGUCUAUCAGGAACUGAGCGACCUGCCGGGGGAGUGCCGGGCUCACGGGCACCUGGCGGCUGUCUACAUGGCCCUUGGAAAAUACACAAUGGCGUUCAAGUGCUACCAGGAGCAGCUGGAGCUGGGGCGGAAGCUGAAGGAGCCGAGUCUGGAAGCCCAGGUGUACGGCAACAUGGGCAUCACGAAGAUGAACAUGAACGUGAUGGAGGACGCCAUUGGCUACUUUGAGCAGCAGCUGGCCAUGCUGCAGCAGCUCAGCGGGAACGAGUCUGUGCUGGACAGGGGUCGGGCCUACGGCAACCUGGGGGAUUGCUACGAGGCCCUGGGGGACUACGAGGAAGCCAUCAAGCACUACGAACAGUACCUGUCUGUCGCCCAGAGUCUGAACCGCAUGCAAGACCAAGCCAAGGCCUACCGGGGUCUAGGAAACGGACACAGGGCAACGGGGAGCUUGCAGCAGGCCCUUGUGUGCUUCGAGAAGAGGCUUGUGGUGGCCCAUGAGCUCGGCGAGGCCUCCAAUAAAGCUCAGGCCUACGGAGAGCUGGGAAGUCUCCACAGCCAGUUAGGGAAUUACGAACAGGCCAUCUCCUGCCUCGAACGCCAGCUGAACAUUGCCAGGGACAUGAAGGACCGAGCCUUGGAAAGUGACGCGGCCUGCGGCCUGGGGGGCGUCUACCAGCAGAUGGGAGAGUAUGACACGGCCCUGCAGUACCACCAGCUCGAUCUGCAGAUUGCGGAGGAGACAGACAAUCCCACAUGCCAGGGCCGAGCCUACGGGAACCUGGGUCUCACCUAUGAGUCCCUGGGCACUUUUGAGAGGGCUGUGGUCUAUCAGGAGCAGCACCUGAGCAUCGCGGCACAGAUGAACGACUUGGUGGCCAAGACCGUGUCCUACAGCAGCCUGGGAAGGACUCACCACGCCCUGCAGAACUAUUCUCAGGCAGUCAUGUACUUACAGGAAGGUUUAAGGCUAGCUGAGCAACUGGGUCGAAGAGAAGAUGAAGCAAAAAUUCGCCAUGGUCUUGGUCUCUCCCUUUGGGCAAGCGGAAACUUGGAGGAGGCUCAGCACCAGCUUUACAGGGCUUCAGCGUUGUUUGAAACGAUCCGGCACGAGGCCCAGCUGAGCACCGACUACAAGCUCUCCCUGUUCGACCUGCAAACAUCAUCCUACCAGGCCUUGCAGAGGGUGCUCGUCAGCCUAGGCCACCAUGAUGAAGCCCUGGCAGUAGCAGAAAGGGGCCGGACGAGAGCAUUUGCUGACCUGCUGGUGGAAAGACAGACCGGACAACAGGACUCCGACCCCUACUCGCCCAUCACCAUCGAUCAGAUCUUAGAGAUGGUUAAUGCCCAGCGGGGACUAGUGCUGUACUACUCUCUGGCCGCAGGCUACCUCUACAGCUGGCUGCUUGCUCCUGGAGCAGGGAUCCUGAAGUUUCACGAACAUUACUUGGGUGAUAAUUCGGUGGAAAGUUCCAGUGAUUUCCAAGCUGGCAGCAGUGCAACGUUGCCCGUAGCAACCAGCUCUACACUGGAGCAGCACAUCGCCAGCGUCCGAGAGGCCCUGGGGGUGGAGUCUUACUACUCCAGGGCCUGUGCCAGCAGUGAGACAGAAAGCGAAGCUGGGGACAUCAUGGAGCAGCAGUUGGAGGAGAUGAACAAGCAGCUCAACUCUGUAACCGACCCCACAGGCUUCCUGAGGAUGGUGCGCCACAACAACCUCCUGCACAGGAGCUGCCAGAGCAUGACAAGCUUGUUCAGUGGUACAGUGUCACCCAGCAAGGAUGGGACCUCCUCUCUGCCCAGGAGGCAGAACUCACUGGCCAAGCCCCCACUCCGCGCCCUGUAUGAUCUGCUCAUCGCGCCUAUGGAAGGGGGCUUGAUGCACUCAAGCGGCCCCGUGGGCCGGCACCGGCAGCUGGUCCUGGUUCUGGAGGGAGAGCUCUACCUUGUCCCCUUUGCCCUCCUGAAGGGCAGUGCCUCCAACGAGUACCUGUAUGAACGCUUUACGCUCAUCGCUGUGCCUGCCGUCCGCUCGCUUGGGCCGCACUCCAAGUGUCACUUGAGGAAGACCCCACCCACGUAUUCCAGCUCCACCGCCAUGGCAGCUGUCAUAGGCAACCCCAAGCUCCCAUCAGCAGUGAUGGACAGGUGGCUAUGGGGCCCAAUGCCCUCAGCAGAAGAGGAGGCAUACAUGGUGUCAGAGCUUCUGGGCUGCCAGCCCCUUGUGGGUAGUAUGGCCACCAAGGAGAGGGUCACGAGUGCCCUGACCCAGGCUGAGUGUGUCCACUUUGCUACCCAUGUCUCUUGGAAGCUAUCAGCCUUAGUCCUCACCCCCAACACGGAGGGCAACCCUGCUAGCAGCAAGAGCGCCUUCGGCCACCCCUACACCAUCCCCGAGUCGCUGCGGGUGCAGGAUGACGCAAGUGACGUGGAAAGCAUCUCAGACUGCCCACCGCUGAGGGAGCUGCUGCUCACCGCCGCCGACCUCCUGGACCUGCGGCUGUCUGUGAAGCUGGUGGUGCUCGGCUCUUCCCAGGAGGCCAACAGCCGAGUCACGGCAGACGGCUUGGUGGCGCUGACACGGGCCUUCCUAGCUGCUGGCGCACAGUGUGUGCUCGUGGCUCUGUGGCCGGUGCCGGUCGCAGCUUCCAAGAUGUUCGUUCAUGCCUUCUACUCAUCCCUGCUGAAUGGCCUGAAGGCCAGUGCCUCCCUGGGGGAGGCCAUGAAGGCUGUGCAGAGCAGCAAGGCCUUCUCACAUCCCUCCAACUGGGCAGGUUUCACGCUUAUAGGAAGUGAUGUCAAGCUGAACAGCCCCUCGUCACUCAUCGGCCAAGCGCUCACGGAGAUCCUGCAGCACCCGGAGCGGGCACGGGAUGCCCUGCGUGUGCUGCUGCACCUGGUGGAGAAGUCCCUGCAGCGGAUCCAGAAUGGACAGCGCAACGCCAUGUACACGUCUCAGCAGAGCGUUGAGAACAAAGUGGGUGGCAUCCCUGGAUGGCAGGCUCUCCUCACCGCAGUGGGCUUCCGGCUGGACCCUGCUGCCAGUGGGCUGCCGGCCGCUGUCUUCUUUCCAACCUCAGACCCAGGCGACAGGUUGCAGCAAUGCAGCAGCACUCUCCAGGCCCUGCUGGGUCUGCCCAACCCGGCUCUCCAAGCACUGUGCAAGCUCAUCACGGCCUCAGAGACGGGGGAGCAGCUCAUCAGCCGGGCUGUUAAAAAUAUGGUGGGAAUGCUCCAUCAGGUGCUGGUUCAGCUGCAGGCCUGCGAGAAGGAACAGGACUUUGCCUCGGCCCCCAUUCCAGUCUCCCUCAGUGUCCAGCUGUGGCGGCUCCCAGGGUGUCAUGAAUUCCUGGCAGCUCUCGGGUUUGACCUAUGUGAAGUGGGCCAAGAGGAAGUGAUCCUGAAAACCGGCAAGCAGGCUAGUCGGCGCACCACCCACUUUGCUCUCCAGUCCCUGCUGUCUCUCUUCGAUUCCACCGAGCUCCCCAAGCGCCUCAGCCUGGACAGCUCGUCCUCCCUGGAGUCCCUGGCGUCGGCACAGUCUGUGUCCAACACUCUGCCCCUGGGCUACCAGCACCCUCCUUUCUCGCCCACUGGGGCAGACAGCAUUGCCUCCGAUGCCAUCUCUGUCUACAGUCUCAGCUCCAUUGCUUCCUCCAUGAGUUUUGUCUCCAAGCCAGAGGGGGGUUUGGAAGGUGGGGGUCCCCGAGGACGACAGGACUAUGAUAGGUCCAAGAGCACCCACCCGCAACGAGCCACCCUGCCACGGCGCCAGAUGUCCCCCCAGGCCAGACGUGGGGCCAGCAAGGAAGAAGAAGAAUACGAGGGGUUCUCCAUCAUCAGCAUGGAGCCUCUGGCAACCUACCAAGGCGAGGGGAAGGCACGCUUCUCCCCAGACCCCAAGCAGCCAUGUGUCAAGGCACCAGGUGGGGUGAGGCUUUCGGUCAACUCCAAGGGAAGCGUCAGCACUCCCAACUCCCCCGUAAAGAUGACCCUGAUCCCCAGCCCAAACUCACCCUUUCAGAAAGUGGGAAAGCUGGCAAGCUCAGACACAGGUGAGUCGGACCAGUCCAGCACAGAGACCGACAGCACUGUGAAGUCCCAGGAGGACAGCACCCCAAAGCUGGACCCCCAGGAGCUGGCCCAGAGGAUCCUAGAGGAGACCAAAAGCCACCUCCUGGCAGUAGAGCGCCUUCAGAGGAGUGGUGGCCCAGCUAGCCCAGACCGAGAAGAUGGCGUGGUGGCACCCAGCAGCACCACGGUCUUCAGGGCCUCAGAGACCAGCGCCUUCAGCAAGCCUAUCCUGUCUCAUCAGAGGAGCCAGCUGUCACCACUCACUGUCAAACCACAGCCCCCAGCCAGGAGCUCAUCCCUUCCCAAGGUGAGCAGCCCUGUCACAUCAGAGGUGUCAGGCAAGGAUGGCCUGAGCCCUCCUGGCAGCAGCCACCCAUCACCUGGCCGUGACACCCCAGUCUCCCCGGCAGACCCGCCACUCUUCAGACUCAAGUACCCCAGCUCUCCUUACAGCGCUCACAUUUCCAAGUCCCCCCGGAACACGUCCCCUGCAUGCAGUGCGCCGUCUCCUGCACUCUCCUACUCUUCAGCUGGCUCUGCUCGCUCCAGUCCAGCCGAUGCCCCCGAUGAGAAGGUGCAGGCCGUGCACAGCCUCAAGAUGCUCUGGCAGAGCACACCCCAGGCCCCCAGGGGCCCCCGGAAACUAUGUCGAGGUGCACCGGGAACCCUGACAUCAAAAAGAGAUGUCCUCAGCCUGCUGAACUUGUCCCCACGGCAUGGCAAGGAGGAAGGUGGGGCAGACAGGCUGGAACUGAAGGAGCUGUCUGUGCAGCCACGUGACGAGGCGCCACCCAAAGUUCCCACCAAUGGCCACUGGUGCACGGAUACAGCAACACUGACAACACCCGGCGGCCGCAGCACGACAGCUGCCACUCGCCCUCUGAGACUUCCCUUGGCCAAUGGUUACAAGUUCCUAUCCCCAGGAAGGCUCUUCCCUUCCUCCAAAUGUUAAAGCCGCCUCUUGCCCCCGACUCAGUGCACACUGCAGCCAGAGUCUCGGGGUCCCUCAUCCAGUGCGGUCACCCACCCACAUAGCCACUGAUACCAUCUCUUCCCCGGACAGGUGGGCUCCCCGGGCAAGGUCACUGCCACACCAAAUACCACAGUACUCACAGGUAGCCCCUGGGCCAGAUUCACCAAAAGCAGACCUUGCAUGGGAAUACGGCAGUGACUUCUCUGCCUCUUUGCCCUGCUUGAGUCCUGCCCCAGGACCUGUGGGAGGAGAGAGCACAGGGUUUGCUACCAAGUCUCUAUGCAUACCUUUCCUUCAGGAGCACAGACCGCUCCUGUCAGGCUUCCAGGUGCUGGUGGGAUCUGUAAUGUUCUAAGUUCAGUUCCACACUGACGCAGUACAUUAGCCAAAAGGAGAGCUAUGGUUUGUAAAAUGCCAAUUCUUUGUGAUUAAAUUGUAGCCAUUUGGGUGGAGACCGAAGUCACAGCCCCAAUGCAAUAACUCAUGCUGAAAGCUUGCACCCCAGCUGCUCCCCAUGAGCAAGGCCAGGGGCCUUUUGACCCCACGUUGGCCAAACUUGAAUUUUCUUAAAAAAAAAAAAAAAAAAGUAAAAAUUCUGUACUUUUGUCCAGGCAUUUUAGAACUAUGCAAUUGUGGUUUAAAACACAACAUUGUGCUUUUAAAACAUAACUGACCUUUUUUGUACAUGGAUAAACACUUGGUUUUAUUAUCAACAGGACUUUGCAUUUAUAGCUAUUAUUUUUAAAAGCUCAAGAAAUUUUAAAUGUCAAAUUUUGAAUAUUCAUCCAUAAGUAGUAAUCAAGUUUUCCCGGGGGUAUGGUUGAAAGUAUUCAAUUUCCUUAUUUAAAAAAAAAAAAAAAUAAGAAAGAGGAAAAAGAAAAAAAGAAAAAAAAAAAAAAACGGAAAACAAAAAAACAAAAUCCAGUCCCCUGGCUAGCUAGACCAGACCCCUGCCAUGUCAUCAGCUGCUUUGCUGAGUCUCUCUUCUCCCUGCAGACCUCUCCUCUCUUGGCCACCAGGCCCCACAUCCUGGCUGCUACUCACAGGUCAGUCCCUUACAGCCGCUGCAACAGCUCGAGCUGCACCCCCACCAGGUCAGGAUACUCUUAUGAGCACUGAGAUUAAGGCCCCUCCUUCCCUCCUCACUGUGAGAGCGGUCAUCUGGAGAGGACCAUCGCCACAGGGUUCCAGGGGCCUGGCAGGCAUCAUGACCCCCAGGGCACUUCUGACCUCGAGUAGGCUCCGACUUGGGUUUGUUUCUGGUUGUGGGAUCUCUAGCCCAAGCUAGUCUUUCAGAUUUGCAGGAAUCCUCCUGCCUCAGCCUGCACCAACACACCACGCUAGGACCUCACUAUAUAGCGGCUCCUCCACCUCCGUGUACUGUUUUGCAAACUGACUCCAUGUUGCUCCGGUGAGUUUUGUCGUAGAGGAUUCUGCAUUUGACCCAACCACCUCGGUGACAACCACAACAAGGCGGCCGUCACAUUCUGAGCUGGCCCCGGCCCUAGGAGAGAAAUACUUCAGGAAGCAGCAAAGCAGCGUGCCUGUGCUAUCUUAGGUCAUCGGGGAGCUAACUCGCCAUGUAGCAGCCAAAACCAAACCCAGCACUGUGCACACCACUUGCAAAGAAGUCAGGUCCUUGGCAACCAAGAACCAACCUCAGCACAAACUUGGGUGGCUGGGCUCCACCCUCCUCAGCCACCACCUCAGCCUUCUCCUCCCCAACCCCCAAGUGCCCAGGAGCCUGGUUCUCUGUGCUUUGUCCAGGGUGCAGCCCGCCAUCAGCAAAUACCUCCAGCCCUCAGACCAUGUGUGGUUGUCAAGCCAUGGAGGAAGACUCCCAGGCUGCCCUGGUGUAUGCCCAGGUACACUGUCGGUUUUUUUUUUUUUUUUUCUGAUUGACGCUGAAGAGCUAAUAAGAACCUGGGAUGCUUUUUAUUUGUCUUAGAUGUAAGUUUCAAUGAAGGAAAACAGAAUUGGCAAAAUAACGGGAUCGGUGUGCAGACCCAAGUCGUCAAUUAUGCCAGUCUUGGCAACUCCAUGCAUGCGGAAAUAAAGUCAAUUGAAGUCCUUAGCUACGUGGCAAAGAGGACACUUCAAAUCAUGAGACUGUAUGAUCAGAGUUCUGUACGGGUCAGGGUUGGCGACUGUGACCCACAAGCUAAGGCUGGUGAAUGAGUUUGAAGUUCUGUUUGUUUGUUUUGGCCAUUAAGUCAGUGAUGGAUUUUACCUUUUAAAAUGGUUAAGGAAUAUAACAGAAGUCCUGAUUUUGCCUCUUGGUUCACAAAGCCUGAAGUCACCUGUUACCCAGCCUUUUAAAUAAAAGUUGGCAACUCCUGGUACACACAACAGAAAAAUGCCAGGAAGAAUUCAAGGAAGCAGGGGAGACUGACUGGUCCAUUGGGCCAAAGCCUCGAGGGCUCACACUUGGUGCAGGCGGCUCCUACCUAGCUCUUGGCUCUUUAUCCUGUGUGGGAAAAGCCAACAGAUAUGAGUCAAAGUUACAAAAGUGGCCUCUGUUCCCCCUUUGCUGGUAGUAUAGAGAUAUUCCCUUAAGCUCAGGAAAUAAAAAUUUUUAAUAAAUUUUUUCUUAAAUGUUCUACCCCACUCUACCAGACAAAGACAUGCUCCAGACAAGCUGCAGCUUCUUCUGGGAGCUUGGUGGGACCACAAAGCAAGGCCGUAGGCUGCCCCCAGUUUUCACCAGCAAUGACUCCUAACACACCCAAGAAAAUCACCUACCAAAACUUACACAUUGUUUCUGCACCAGUGUGCAGGGCUCACCUUCCUCCCUUUAGGAAAAAAAAAGAAAGUCCACACUGAUCCGUGGUGAGGUUCUGCCCGCAGAGUCCAGCUGCCCCAGUGUGCGGCACGCAUGCACACGGCAGCCUCAGUGAUCCUUAGCACCUUGUAAGCGGGCACAUGGCAACAGUGCGGUUCCCCUCACAGGCUGUUAGCGGAACUGACUGUACUCAUUGUGGCUUGUGAACCGGGCCUGUUUGUAGAGGAUCCUUCAGAGCCGUCCACGCCAGCACUCACCCGUCCCCGUCCUGGACACCUCCCUACUUGGCAUUCACUCUCCUUAUAUGCAUUGUUAGCCACCUUUGGCCUACAUGGACUCUUUUUUGUAAAUUACACAGUUUCCAGACAGCAUUAAACUUUUUAUAUUAUGAAAUUUGCCAUGUAAAAAGAACUUCAUAUUUUUAUUGAGGCUGCGGGCGCGUGGCCCUUCCUUUGUGAUUCAGUGUCUAUUAAAGCAUGAGCCUGUCAGUUUUAAAUGCUG
Arvicanthis niloticus (Nile rat) is the source of this 11476-nucleotide messenger RNA. NCBI's taxonomy places the organism in Eukaryota, Metazoa, Chordata, Mammalia, Rodentia, Muridae. The record is from RefSeq and is a predicted model, not a curated record.